CUAACAAGUCCCGGCGCCAGGGCACCAUGGCAGCAGGGCACCCGACCCGGCAUGAAUUCGUCGGGCUUGGUAAUGCAGCGGCUCGCAUUGCCCACCGCAGGGAGCAUCCUCGAUUUCGACUUGCCAACGUCAUCCGGGUCGCCGACUCGCGUAGGUACGAGAGAGCGCGCGCUCUGGCUGAGAUUAUCCCGUGCCAACCUAACCCUCCCCCUCCACCCCUCCCCCUCCCUCCCCCUUUGCGGUCGGUGGCUGGCUGGCCUCGGGUGCCUCAGGAUCAGAGUCAGACUCUUUAGGAUAAAUAUAUAUACUAUCUUGCCGCGAGCUGCCUCACUCACCCCUCGGUGCCCCUAUGUGUAGGACCGAACCCGUAAACAACAAAACGCAUCAUCACCAAGGCAUCAUCGGUUGCGUCAACAACAUCCAACCACCGACACCCCACCAUCACACAUCACACCACCGCAAUAUCCCAAUCGGUCGAGCAUGAUCUCUACCACGACCGUCCAAGCCCGCUCGCAGGCCUCGCGGCACGCCGUCAAGCUCGCCCGGACCGCCGCUCUGCCGGUCGUGCCCUCGCAGUACGCGCUGGGCCUGCGACUCGGCUCCUGCUGCUGCGGCGCCUCGCAAGCCUCCCGCGCGUCGUCGCCAACUCCCUCCUCGUCGGCGGCGUCGUCGCGACACUUCUCGACGACCCGCGCGGCGCAACUCCGCGACUUCUUCCCCGCAAAGGACACCCCUCACAUCCUCAAGACCAAGGCCGCCUGGCCUCACCAUGGCUACACCAUGGAGGAGAUGACGUCGGUCGUCCCGGCCCACCGCUCGCCGCGCAACUUUAGCGAUUGGGCCGCGUGGAAGAUUGUCCGCUUCGCCCGCUUCUGGAUGGACAAGGCCACGGGCAUGGACCGCGAGCAGCAGGUCGACAAGAAGAAUCCCACCACGGCCGUCGAGGCCCAGCAGCCCCUGACGGAAGCGCAAUGGCUCAUCCGCUUCGUCUUCCUCGAGAGCAUCGCCGGCGUCCCCGGAAUGGUCGGGGGCAUGCUGCGGCACCUCAACAGCCUGCGCCGCAUGAAGCGCGACCAGGGCUGGAUCGAGACGCUGCUCGAGGAGAGCUACAACGAGCGCAUGCACCUCCUGACCUUUAUGAAGAUGUGCGAGCCCGGCCGCUUCAUGAAGCUCAUGAUCAUCGGCGCCCAGGGCGUCUUCUUCAACAGCCUCUUCCUCGCUUACCUCGUGAGCCCCCGCGUCGUCCACCGCUUCGUCGGCUACCUCGAGGAGGAGGCCGUCCACACGUACACGAGAGCGAUCCACGAGAUCAACGAGGGCCACUUGCCCAAGUGGUCCGAUCCCGAGUUCCGCAUCCCGGACAUUGCUGUCGAUUACUGGAACAUGCCCGAGGGCCAGCGCACCAUGAAAGACCUGAUCCUGUACAUCCGCGCCGACGAGGCCGGCCACCGCGGCGUCAACCACACCCUCGGCAACCUCAACCAAAAGGAGGACCCGAAUCCCUUUGUCAGCACGUUCAAGGACCGCGAGGCGCCCAAGCCGAGCCUGAAGCCGGCCGGCUACGAGCGCUCCGAGGUCAUCUGAGUCGCCCUCGUCAUGGGGUUUUGAGCGUCUCGGCGCGGUAUUUGGAUUGCACACAGCAGCACGGGAGGAUGGUCAUAAGACGGGCAGCUCAUGGCAUAUACCAAGAUAGAGAGGCACUGGGGCGUUGUGGGAGUUGGGCGACGGCACGAUCACCUUUUUGAUAUCGGUGGCUGACCGCAUCUCCGCUUUGGUUUGCAUCUGGUUUUGGCGAUUUAUCAUGGAAUCUCGAUACAAGGAGAAGGAGUGGCCUCGAGGCCCGGCGAGAUUAGAGAGACUGGAUGGUGGGUGCAGCUCUCCGAAGUUGGAAUUGGAGCCAGACAUAAUAUCCGCAGCCUACAGAGUAGCUUAGGAUGCAACAUGCACUCGACCUGCUCGAGCAUCGACAAUGGGUCCAUGCAGGGAAGUUAGUCGGUACUAAUUAGUCCCAACAGCCGCGUGGCAAGGCAUUCUCCCCCCAUCAACCGAACAUCAGCGGUGGGCCGCAUUCUUGAUUGGCGAUGUGUCUGCCCGAUGGGACGCUGCACUCAUCAAUCCUACCUUGCGGUCGCGCGGGGGCACGAGUAGGAUGCCAUCUAUAUACCCCGUAGUAUGCAAGUGCUUUACACGGUCCGCCGGUGUGCGGUCUUGUUCAAUGGCGCUGCUGGUUGGCCCUCCUGCGGCACGGACUGAUGCCGACAGUACGUCUCGCGGAGGCGAACUUUUCUCAAUUGAGAGACCGCGUAGGAGUGUCGAAUGGUCACCCAUCCUCCUGCAGCUUUCCUUCUCGACUAAUUUGUGGCAUCAUCAACCGUCGCUGUGGUGUUGGGCGACGGAAACGUGUCCGCCAUGUCUGGGACGUGCCAUGCCCUUCCAGGCUUGCGCGUUCGGUCCCAGAUGUAUCCUACUAACUUAGCCAGGGACAACACGACGGACCUUGCACGGUGAUUACGUGGCGCAGACUUUCUCUGGUGAGCGCGUAGUACAGUAUGUUGACGUAGAGUUUGGGGGUGGCUGGACGGCCAUGUGCACUGGAUGCUAUUUUAAGGGUCCUACGAAAACG
Purpureocillium takamizusanense is the source of this 2623-nucleotide messenger RNA. RefSeq names its product inducible alternative oxidase 2 (gene AOX2). The coding region runs from base 481 to 1584 and encodes 367 amino acids. NCBI's taxonomy places the organism in Eukaryota, Fungi, Ascomycota, Sordariomycetes, Hypocreales, Ophiocordycipitaceae. Gene Ontology annotation, biological process: alternative respiration. The transcript has 3 exons. Gene Ontology annotation, molecular function: alternative oxidase activity. Gene Ontology annotation, cellular component: mitochondrion. The record is from RefSeq and is a predicted model, not a curated record.